Molecule: messenger RNA, 2019 nt
Organism: Daphnia pulicaria
Lineage: Eukaryota; Metazoa; Arthropoda; Branchiopoda; Diplostraca; Daphniidae
Product: kielin/chordin-like protein
Exons: 11
Coding region: 307-1914 (535 amino acids)
Molecular function (GO): protein binding
Source: RefSeq, a predicted model, not a curated record
CGCCAGUCUUCCACUGACCGGCAUCGACUCCGCACCUCACACAAAAACGGCACCGAGCCAAAAUCUGUUGACGAUCCGAUCCUCGCGUCGUGUGUGAUUCCAUUUGUGUCGUCCAGCAUCAUUUGUUACUGGAAUACGAAAUUACCGAGGGAAAUUCAGUUCCGUUUCGAGACGUGACGAUUUUCGUGCAAUCAAAAAAAAAACAUAAAUCCAAAAAACAAAACAAAAAGUGGUGGUGCCCAUCAUUUGACUUUUGUUCUCCUCCUAUCUCCUUGCACAGAGUGUCACCUUUAAAGCAGCAGCCGAAUGACAGCAGCGUCAGCCAAUUCCGCCAUCAUGAGCCGUCAUCAGCACCAGCAGCAGCAACAACAAGGCCGGAUGAUGACGACAACAACCCUGACCGCAACCGUCCCGACGAUAUUGCUCCUCCUGUCGACAUUCUCAUCGCUGAUGGCAGCAGGGUCCGCGGCGGUGAUGGCGGCCGAUGUGUCGGACGGAACGACUUGCACCUUCACGUCGAGAAACUACGCGGUCGGCGACGUCUGGUACCCGCGACUGGGCCAACGCGGAGCCCUUCACUGCGUCGCCUGCAUCUGCCAAGAGGGCGGCAAAAUCAACUGCACCAUUCACGAAUGCGGCGGCCAGGAUUGCGCCUCGCCCGAGUCGGCCGCCACCAACGAAUGCUGCGUCCACUGUUCCAAAGAGGCCACGAAAUCGACGACGACGACUCUGACGGCGGCUUCGACCCGUCCGGCCCCUUUCUACCCGGAGGAAGUUCCAGUGUCUUCGUUCUCGUCUUCGGAUCUCAGCGGCAGUUCGACGUCGUCGGGCGUCACCUGCUUGCACAACGGCAACGUCUACCGCCACAAGGAGCGAUUCACGUCGUCCAACGUCGGUCUCAAACCGGAGCACGCCGACCAGUGCGUCCAGUGCUCUUGCGAGGGAGGAAUGGUCAUGUGCCAACUGAAAGAUUGCCCAAAAGUGGACUGCGACAACCCCAUCCGAACCAAGGACGAUUGUUGCCCGGUUUGUCCAGAUCCGGCUGGCAGAGUGGACGAGAUGGACAAUUCGCCCGUCAUUAUCCAGCAGCAGCCGGACGGAACCAACAGCAAGUUGGAGGACUGCAUCUCCGGCGGGCGAUAUUACCUGCACGGGACGACUUGGCACCCGGUGAUGGGUCCAUUUGGGCCAAUGGACUGCGUCAAUUGCAAAUGCAAAUCUGGCAGGAUCGAAUGCCAACGGCUGGAAUGUCCCAGUCGGCCGGCGCUCAACUGCGAAAGGCCCGUCAAAGUCGCCGGCCGCUGCUGCCCCGUCUGUCCGCUCGAGGGAGACAUCCAAGGUCCCGUGACGCCGCUCCUGUCAUCUUCGCCCAUCACUGGGACGCGGUCCAACAUCCAAGCCACAUCUGGAAUCGGCAGCGGCCGGAACAAGACGCCGUCAGCAGGUCGCCCCAUGUCGCCUCCUUCCUCGUCUUCGCUCAUCAAAUCGUCCACUCAUCACGGCAACUUCACCCUGUGCUUGCCCAGAGAAUACGACGUCGUCGUCUACCGGGCGCAGGGCGGUGGCAACGCCUCCGAGUUCAUUCAGUACAUUUUCCAGCAAGUGGUCAACGGCCAGGCCAUCGAGCACCACCUGUGGAUGCUGCAACCGACCGUGACAACCUACAAAGUCCAGGAUCUGACCAGGGACCAGUCGGAGGCCUUACGUCAACGCUUUCGCUUCGUCCUUCUCGGCGCCACCGCCACCAAGCACGUCAAACGCUUCACCAAAAGGGAAAAGAAACUCAAACCCAAAUGCCUGCCCAAUUCCGGAUGCCCCAAGAAGAUCCGACGACUGGAGCGCAACCUCGCCUUCCAGGAGGUGACCAGCCGCAAGGGAUGUUUGCCCAUCGAAGUCGAGGCCAACACUCGCUGAAUCAAGUCACCCAUACUUUUGUCACGGUUGGCCAUCGAAACAAUUGGAUCAGUCUAAACGUUAUUUACUCGAACCUCCAUCAACUUUUGCAAUAUCAACUGAACU